AUCCAAGAGAAGCAACUAGAAGAAACGAGAGUCCAUCUAAGUCGUUGGCUACACUUGAACAUUGCAGUGAACAGUCGUCGUAUUUUCAGUUUCAUUUCAAAAGGUGAAGAAAGCAAAACAAAGUAGCCCUAUUGUUGAUCAAAUCCGAUAGUUAAUAUUGGAAAAUGGACGCAGCGAAGCUCAAAGAACUGAAGCAUUUUACCGAACAGUGUAAAUCCGAUCCUGCCGUCCUCGCCGAUCCUUCCCUUUCCUUCUUCCGUGACUACCUCGAAAGUCUCGGCGCUAAGCUCCCUCCUUCUGCUUACGGCAACUCCAAAUCGAGGAGCUAUGUGGUGGAAGAGAGUGAUGAAGAGAUUGAAGAUAAGGAAGUUCCGCAAGCAGAGCCUGAAGAAGAAGAGGACGAAAUUAUUGAAUCAGAUAUUGAAAUCGAAGGCGACAUUGUGGAGCCUGAUAAUGAUCCUCCUCAGAAGAUGGGAGACUCGUCCGUAGAGGUUACAGAGGAGAAACGUGAAGCUUCGCAAGAGGCAAAGGCUAAAGCCAUGGAGGCCAUCUAUGAAGGUAAAUUGGAGGAAGCAAUUGACCAUUUAUCAGAGGCAAUACUGCUUAAUCCCACUUCGGCAAUCAUGUAUGGGACUAGAGCGAGUGUUUAUAUUAAAAUGAAGAAGCCCAAUGCUGCUAUCCGUGAUGCAUGUGCUGCUCUUGAGAUUAACCCGGAUUCAGCUAAGGGGUACAAGACUCGUGGUAUAGCACGAUCAAUGCUUGGUCAAUGGGAAGAGGCUGCCAAAGAUCUUCACAUGGCAUCAAAGUUGGAUUAUGAUGAGGAAAUAAGUGCUGUACUCAAGAAGGUUGAACCCAAUGCACACAGGAUUGAGGAACAUCGCAGGAAGUAUGAAAGGCUGCAUAAAGAGAGAGAGGAUAGAAAGAUUGCACGUGAAAGACAACGUCAACGUGCUAAAGCUCAGGCUGAGUAUGAGAGGGCAAAGAAGCAAGAGGAAUCAUCUUCCAGCAGAAAACCUGGAGGAAUGCCUGGUGGAUUUCCUGGUGGAAUGCCCGGAGGUUUUCCAGGUGGAAUGCCUGGAGGUUUCCAAGGAGGGAUGCCUGGAGGGAUGCCCGGAGGUUUCCCGGGUGCAAUGCCAGGAGGGAUGCCCGGAGGUUUCCCGGGUGCAAUGCCAGGAGGGAUGCCAGGAAAUGUGGAUUUCAGUAAAAUCUUGAAUGACCCAGAAUUGAUGGCUGCGUUUAGUGAUCCUGAAGUCAUGGCUGCUCUGCAAGAUGUAAUGAAAAAUCCCUCUAAUCUUGCUAAGCAUCAAGGAAAUCCCAAGGUGGCGCCUGUAAUUGCAAAAAUGAUGAGCAAAUUUGCAGGGGCGGGCCCAGGGGCAAAGUAAAAACGAUCUUUGAAGUUGAAAUCAUGUAAAAGGAAGCCUGUGCUGUCCUGGGGUUUCAGCUUGAUACUAGUGCAUUUCUCCCUCCAGGUACUUUGUGUAAUCAGCAUGGACUAUGUUUGGCUACAACAUUAUUCUUGUGUUUGCGAAUUUAAUUCAAGUAUUGUAAACGACAAUCCAUUUCAUAGAAUGCAAGCGUUUCAUUGAAUUUUCCGGAA
Ricinus communis (castor bean) is the source of this 1597-nucleotide messenger RNA. Its product is annotated as FAM10 family protein At4g22670. Gene Ontology annotation, molecular function: Hsp70 protein binding; protein dimerization activity. The transcript is spliced from 11 exons. Lineage: Eukaryota; Viridiplantae; Streptophyta; Magnoliopsida; Malpighiales; Euphorbiaceae. The record is from RefSeq and is a predicted model, not a curated record. Bases 165 to 1382 code for a protein of 405 amino acids.